AUGAAGCCGCUCCGGCAGAUACGCCCCCGCCCGAAGACGCCCGAGGACGCCGCGGCUGGCCCCCUGAAUGCGAACCGGGUCGCCCGACGUUCGGCACGCCCGCGCAAAACCCCCAGCGCGUGCGAUCCCUGUCGAAGGCGGAAGAUCAAGUGCGACGGUGCCCUUCCGAGAUGCCUCAUGUGCGUCACGCGGCGCGAAGUCUGCACAUACACGUACAGUAUCCGUCACACCGUGACUGUGGCCGAGGGUGAAGAGGUCCCGCAGAAAGGCUCUGCCAAUGAUGUACUCGAAUCAUUGAAGACAAUGCCGUACGACGAAGCAUUGGAGUUGCUGCGAAAGCUACGGCAAGGGACUGGAAAUACGCCAUCUCCGAUCGCGCCCCCAUCCGAGGUGCAGCUGCUCAGAGGCAUGCUUCCGCCGACGCCGAACAUUCUCGAGUCUGAGUUGUCGAUGCGGCAUCAUGUUGCAUAUCCAGCAUUAUCCCCGAUUUCUUUCACUCCGGCGCUGGGAAACUUGCUCAGACCGUUGGCUGUGCGACAGUCUGGAAGGCAGGAGAUAUCACCGGCUAGGCAGUAUCCUCUGAUCAGGGAUAGCGAAAGCAGCGUCUCGGGAGAGGAGAUAUUUACUCCGGACUCAGCCCCCACAGAGUUUGGCGACGAGUAUGUAUCGGAACCAUUGUUUGAUGAGCGGCUUGGAAGUGUCGAUAUUUCUUUCUGGACAGCAGUGUCAAUACCAAACGAUCUCGCAGUUCGCGUGUUAUCUCAUUAUUUCGAAGUUGAUCAUCCUGUCUUUCCACUUUUCGACCAGGAUCUGUUUCUGGAUGAUCUUGUGGAAAGGAGGAUUCACUUUUGUUCGUCUUUUCUCGUCAACUCCUUGCUUUGCUGGGCAUGCAAAUCCUACACGCCCAUCAGCCCCGACCCAGCAGAGUGGUCUCUCAGACUAUUCUUACAAGCCCAGAAAGACCUCGCCAGCCAACAAUCACAGAACACUUUGACAACAGUUUCUGGGUUACAGCUACUCGGUAUUAGCGCCGUCACAUACGGAAAGAACAAUUUGAGUCUGCAAUUCACGCGAAGGGGCGUUGAGCUUGGAAGGUCAAUGGGAUUGUUCGACGUCAAGGAAGAGAAGGAUUCGGCCAUGCAAUGGCUACAAGGUCAUGCCAUCUGGACGCGGGCCGCAUCAUACACAGCUUGGGGGGUAUUCAACUGGGUCUCGCUAUUGUCUUUACAUUAUCACACAUGCGAAAUUGGAACACCCCCCUUGCUUCCAAAACCACUGGCACUGCUGGCGGAUGGACCGCUCGAGGGCGUCCCCAAAAACACCGCCCACCCGCUAGAGGUAUUCGACGCCUCCAGUGUUUUAUGGACCAUCUGCCAAGAUAUGCUGUGUGGUUACUAUGGCACAAAGAAACAAGGACCAAGAGGACAACGCCAGCUGGACUUUGCGGAGGGUAUCUAUCUCAGACUUCUUCAAUGGGCCAACAACUUGCCCCCUAAUGUUGUGAGGAAUCAGGACAGCAACCACGACGUUAUGAUGAUGCACAUCUACUUCCACGCCAUUGUGACGGACCUUUUCCGACCAUUGACACCGCCCACUUGCAACCUCCGACUCAAUUUGUUUUCUAGCCAGCACGCUACUCCUAAAGCGGUGUAUGCCGCCUCAGUAAAUCAACUUAAACGACUUUGUCUCCUAUUCCGGCUCCGUUACAAGAAAGCCAGAUUCUCCGGCUUAUGGCAAACUGCCGUGAUAUACGUGGCAAACGCCAUGAUGCAAGAGGCGACUCAGUCAAAACCCCAACAUCAGCGACCUGGAAGAGAGUGGCGCUUCUAUUUAGACCUAUGUCUAGCAGGGCUUACCGACCUUUGCGUGUCGUUCUCCACAUCCGGUGCAAUAUCCCGGGCGGUGGUGGUUAUGGCGCUUCAAAACGGAACUUUGAAGCCAGCAGAAGCGAAUCGCGUACUGAUCGAGCUAAAACGGCUGGAGAUGGCACAUGAAGAGGCUCGGUUAAAGUUGAAUGGAAAUACUGAAGCAACCUGGGUUGUUGACCUCAAUCUAGCUUUGACCGACAUCGAGGCUGCGCGAGGCCAGAGCUUAGUCCAGCGGUUCGAAAAGAUGAUGCUUUCUAGCGAGGUUCCCUACGAUGAUACAGGACUUACUAUGGAUCUCACGACCGAAGUGUCCAGUUAA
Colletotrichum gloeosporioides is the source of this 2187-nucleotide messenger RNA. Its product is annotated as Nitrogen assimilation transcription factor nit-4. The record is from RefSeq and is a predicted model, not a curated record. Lineage: Eukaryota; Fungi; Ascomycota; Sordariomycetes; Glomerellales; Glomerellaceae. The coding region runs from base 1 to 2187 and encodes 728 amino acids. Gene Ontology annotation, molecular function: DNA-binding transcription factor activity, RNA polymerase II-specific; zinc ion binding. Gene Ontology annotation, biological process: regulation of DNA-templated transcription. The transcript has 6 exons.